This is a messenger RNA of Armigeres subalbatus, 3070 nucleotides long. RefSeq names its product protein lethal(2)denticleless-like. Gene Ontology annotation, biological process: proteasome-mediated ubiquitin-dependent protein catabolic process; mitotic G2 DNA damage checkpoint signaling. The record is from RefSeq and is a predicted model, not a curated record. Bases 248 to 2629 code for a protein of 793 amino acids. Gene Ontology annotation, cellular component: nucleus. NCBI's taxonomy places the organism in Eukaryota, Metazoa, Arthropoda, Insecta, Diptera, Culicidae. Gene Ontology annotation, molecular function: protein-macromolecule adaptor activity; protein binding. The transcript has 2 exons.
UGUGACUCCGAUCAGUGUUUCGAGCAAAAUGGUAUUGUCUCGUUUACUCCCCGCUGAACUGAAGUAACGAAAACAGUGACGUCAGCGCAUUCAAGAAUAUUGAUUGCACUUCCCGACCUGGUUCGAAGGGUUCGAACAGUAGUUUUUGUCAACAUCGAACACCGUUUUCACUCGGUCGCGGCCUCAAAAAGUUCGCGGUCUUCUGACUGUUGUUUUGUUUUGGCUCCUGUGUUUCGUCAGCGCUCGCAUGCUCGUUGGGAAAAGGGAAAGAGGGGGAAAAUACGCGCCAGUGUUGCAGUCAUCGGACAAAAAUAACGGACAACAGUGGGAAGGUAAAGAGCGCCAAAGCAGUCCGCCUAAAAAGUUUUUCCCGCAUAAAAUUCUGCUUUCGCACGGGACACGGGUCAUCGCCAACAGUCAUCAGCUCCAGAUAAGAGUACGAACGGUGCUAAAAAUUGAUUAUGUGCAGGAAUUUAACGAGGAUUGUCCUAAAAUGAAUACGGUUCUGAACUACUUCGGGCGGCAGUACGGAAAUGGAUUUACAGCUUCUUACGAUUCGGCGAUGUUGCGACUGGCCGUCCACGAGCAAGACAGCUGGAAGGGAAUCACACCAUCUUUGUUGACGUCCGACUUUAAUCCCUCGCCGCCUAUUUUGGCAGCGAAGUUCGCCAAAUGCGAGGGCCAAGAGCACAUUUUGGCCAUUGCCAACGAGGACGGAAAGAUUGCUCUCCAGGAUACCAAUCUGAAGAAUGAAGAACAAGGUGGUGAGCGGGCCCUGGAGGGAAAACAGUGCCACAUGAAUGCCGUGUUCGAUAUCGAGUGGAUGCCGGGCCAUAUGAGCCUGGUGUCGGCUUCCGGGGACCACACGGCGCGGUUGUUCACGGUGACGGAAUCCAGUUUGGAAUGUAUGCGGAUAUUCAACGGCCAUUCGCGAUCGGUGAAGACGGCGGCGUUUAGACGGACAGAUCCGGCAGUCUUCGCGACUGGAGGACGCGAUGGAGUGAUAGUGCUGUGGGAUUCGAGGGCUUUCUUCGGGUCGAACAUGGCACCAAGGGCGGACAACUGUAUCAUUAGUGGUCAUGCCGGAGGGCCGGGAACACCCUCCGGGUAUCGAAAGAGAACGAGAGCGACGCCAAAGAUUCCACCGAAUGUUUGCAGUAGUAGCAUCACCGGGCUUGCGUUUCAGGACGACAACACGUUGAUUUCCUGUGGUGCCGGAGACGGGAUCGUAAAAGUGUGGGAUGUUCGGCGGCAUUAUUCUAGCCAUAAUCGAGAUCCGUUACCGAAGUAUAGUUUCCCUUACGCUGGCACAACGACUUUAAAGGGAUUCACGAAUUUGUUAAUCGACCAUUCUCGGAUGCGGUUGUAUGUGAACUGCAUGGACAAUCACAUUUACAGUUACAAUAUUUCAACCUAUGCGACUGAACCGAUUCAAAAGUACAGUGGUUUAAAGAACGAUACGUUCUACAUCAAAGCAUAUCUUAGUCCUGAUGGGCAGUACCUGAUUAGUGGGUCGAGUGACGAGAAGAGCUACAUUUGGAAUGUGGACAACCCUAAACCGUUAGCGCGACUGAUCGGCCACACGGUGGAAGUGACCAGCGUAGCAUGGAUGCAAACUCAAACCGAAACCCGAAUUGUGACCUGCAGCGACGACGCUAGGCACAAAAUCUGGAGAGUCGGGCCGGAGGAGAUCGACGAGGACACCAAGGUGCAAUACAGGGGGCAUGCAGAAUAUUGUGAUAGUUACCGCCAGCAAUCGGCCAAAGUGCGUCUAAAAUCGCUGGAAUUUACUCCACGAUCCAUUCGAAGGCUGGUUGAACAGAAUGAGAAGACUCCUAAUACCGUUGAGAAGAAGCCUACCACAAAAAGGACGUUCACUGAAAUGAACGGACACGGCAUGGAAGAUCCUUCCACAUCCUACAUAGAAAUCAAACGACCCAAUAUCGAAACCCGUGGACGACGUCUAUUCAGUCCUGCCAAUCCUAACUCGAAAUCUUCCGGAUUCGCGGCCCUGGAAAUCGCUUCGUCGUCCGCUUCCUCUCGUAGCUUGACUACGGUACUCGAGGAAAGUGAAGAACAAUCUCCCUCGCAGUGCAAAUCCCCUCUCACAAUGUCGGAUCUAAAUCUCAAAUCUCCAGAGCCGGGGGAACCCUCGAGCUCGAGCAAACUGCCCAACGGCCUCUUGUCACCCACCAUCAACCUGCCGAAUUUCGUCCUUGACGGGGACGCCCCACACCUUGUCAACGUCAACAAGCGCAAGCUCAAAGAGAACGUCGACUGGCUGACAAAAAUCCGCAAACAAAAGCUUCUCCAAGCUGCGAAAACCUUCGAUUCUACCUCAUCGUCCGGGUUGAUCGGAGCCACGACAACCAGCUCGGAAGAAGUGUCCCUCCUGCUUUCGCCACGGUUGCAAAUGCUGAAAACAUCCGACGAUCAGUAUCACCCAUCUUCCACGGUUCCCAGCACUCCUCGGCGGAGGAGAUCCCGAUGUGGCUCGGUGGACGGGCAGCCACGGACGCCCAGCAGUCGAGUGCCGAGCAGGCCCAGCACUCCGGACAAUUCAAUUCUUCGAUUUUUUACCGUCAAGACACCUACCAGCACCGCCGGAGGCAGCGGGACCGAUGCGUGAAUUUCUAUUGCUGUGCCUUCGUAGUUUGUAGGAAAUCAUCCUCGUAUGAAUUGACCACUGAUUUCGGAAAUCACUUUUCUUUUUCUCUUUUCUUUUUUAAUUACUCAAUCACGCAAAAAUUGACGAAUGAAAAAUGUUACUUUUAAUUGCUUUUUGUGUUAAAAGUUUUCUAUUUUCUUAUGUUUUGGGUUCUUGAACCGUUUUACUGCCCAACUUACUUUUGAAUAAUGUGUUCUGCAAAUCGAAAUGCGAUAUAAUGACUGAAGCGUAUUAGCGAAUAGGUACGUGAAUUUGUAAAACAGAUUUCAAACGCCGUUCUUAUGCCAUUGUUUAGCAUACUUCUUACUAGUGUUAAUGAUUAAAAAGUGCUUGUAUAUAUUAUGUUAGAUAUAAUUUUACCAAAAACUGAGAGAGAAAUAUAAUUGAUGCUUGAAUUUGUAA